Messenger RNA from Malaya genurostris, 683 nucleotides. RefSeq lists its product as uncharacterized. The coding region runs from base 16 to 519 and encodes 167 amino acids. The record is from RefSeq and is a predicted model, not a curated record. Lineage: Eukaryota; Metazoa; Arthropoda; Insecta; Diptera; Culicidae. The transcript has a single exon.
UUAUCUGACUUCUAUAUGGCAUGGCUGAUGGCAACGAGUGAGGUACAGAAAGUUCGCGAAAACUCUUUCAGUACCCAUUUACUUCGCUCGUUGAAAAAUAGAUUGAACGUUUUGCGCCAAUUGAAGGCGGUCCAGAUGGCAUUAUACCUGGAUUCAAGGUUCAACUAUCGAGGCUCUAAAAUAUUCACGGCUGAGGAAAAAGAUAAAAUUCAGCAAUACAUAGUCGAUACAUGGGAACGUAUCUGCCAACUGGGUAAAACACCGGCUAGUACAAGUAGAGAAUCGUCAGAGUCUACCGAUGAUUUUGAUCAGUAUCUUACGCAAAUGUUUGGUGAAUCCGUGGAUCUUGGUUGCGAGACCGGGUUUCUUCAACAACUUAAGUCUUUGGACCUAGAGCCACGCCAAAAACAUAACUACAACGUGUGGGACUAUUGGUUGCGCCGUAAGACUACGCACCCAGAGAUAUACGCAGUAGCAAUGGUUGUACUAUCCACACCAUCGAACCAAGUCUCUGUUUAACGGUCUUUCAGUGCCCUUGCCUUGGUUCUCUCUAAUAAACGCACUGGCCUUGGGAAAGAUACGUUGGAAAACAUUUUACUUAUUAAAUUAAACAAAAAGUUGUUCCCCAGGGCGCUGGCAACAGCAUAUAAUUGGAAGGGUCCAAUCGACCCGGUUGACGAUGA